UGAAGGCAGAAAUGAUCAACUGCAUUACUUCACAAUCACAACUCAUGAGCAGGAACAGCUGGCGAUAUUCACACUGGAUGUAGGCUACUUUUAAAGUAUAAAUUUUUCCUUGAUGUUUUUUGCUUGUUACAUCUGAAAACUUCAAACUUUUUUAUCUUGACUAUAUUAAUUAUGACUUAAAAUGAAUGUGUUUUAAUAUACAGCGCACAGCACAGCGUUGUGGCAUUAUGGCUCAAAUGUUGCUGUUCUUUUACCUGCAAGAGAUGCAGAUAAAUUCAUUUGGAUAGAUAUAUUAACUGCGAAGCAACGUGAGUAGUCAUUAGAAUCAACAAACAGACAUGGAGACAUUUACAAUUCAAGAUAUGCUCAUUAAUUCCACUGAUAUUUAUAAAAUAUUAUGCGGACUUGGAAUCGGGAAUUUGUCGGAGUGCAAAAACGAGAGCACCCCCAGCCCGUCUGAACCAAAAGAUAUGAACCAGACGGUGCGGAUCGUGUUGUAUGUGCUGAUCUUCAUCCUGAGCUUUCUCGGGAACAGCCUCAUCAUCGCGGUUCUGCUGCGGAACCGGCGCAUGCGGACGGUCACUAAUCUUUUCCUGUUGUCCCUGGCCGUCAGUGACCUGAUGCUCUGUGUUUUCUGUAUGCCCUUCACCCUCAUCCCAAACCUCAUGAAGGACUUUAUCUUCGGGAGCGGCAUGUGCAAAGUGGCCACAUACUUCAUGGGUAUCUCGGUGAGUGUAUCCACAUUGAACCUCGUGGCCAUUUCUCUGGAACGCUAUAGUGCCAUCUGCAACCCACUGAAGUCCCGCGCCUGGCAGACCAAGUCUCACGCUGCUAAAGUCAUCUCUGCCACCUGGGUGGUGUCGUUUCUACUCAUGCUGCCUUAUCCUAUAGGCAGCACCCUUGUGCCUUUCAUGCGCAGUAACAACAGCACUGGCAACAUGUGCCGCUUGGUUUGGCCCAGUGAUGUCAUGCAGACCUGGUAUAUUUUCCUGUUGCUGACACUCUUUCUUGUGCCUGGGAUCAUAAUGAUGACAGCUUAUGGCCUCACCUCACUUGAACUCUACAGGGGAAUCAGAUUUGAAAUGGCUAACAGGAAGUCAAACAAAGAGAAAGAAUACGGCACUUCCAGUCUGAAAAACAGUGACAGUGAUGGCUGCUACUUCCAACCAUCCAAAAAGAAGCGCAGCGAGCCGGUGAUGCCCAGUCACCCCAAGUCCAAACUGAGAAGAGUUUGCAGCAACAGCCCCACAGCAAAUCUCAUGGCCAAGAAGCGGGUCAUUCGCAUGCUACUGGUAAUUGUGGGUCUAUUCUUCCUCUGCUGGACACCCGUCUUUGUGGUUAAUGCCUGGCGAGCUUUCGACAGACGCUCAGCAGACCGUCUCCUGUCAGGAGCGCCAAUAUCCUUCAUCCACCUGCUGUCCUACACCUCCGCCUGCGUCAACCCCAUAGUUUACUGCUUUAUGAACAAGCGCUUCAGACAAGGCAUUCUGUCCACAUUUUCCUGCUGUAGGGCCGAUGUAGAUGAGUUCAGCAGGAGCAGCACUCGGCGCAGUGCCAAAGGAGCUGGAGGUUUGGGAACGCUGUUUAAAGGAGCCGGACAGACUGACGGUAAUACGCAGACCUCAGGAACACUUACCAGGCUUACUGACACCAGUGUCCGUGGCUCAGCACAAGCAUAGUUGACAGCAUGAAAUAUGAAGGGUAAGAACCCAACACCAAGUUUAUCUUGGGUAAAGGCUGAGGAAUUUGAUACCAGCGGUAUUUAGUGAAGUGAAUGAUCAGUUGUCUGGCUGCUAUGUGAAGGGAGACUCGUUUUACUGUUGAUAAAUGAGAUUGCGAGCACACAGACAAAUAGCAGUGAAACUGACUGAAUCCAGUGCUUCAUUUUAGUACGUCACCAUGUUUAAUAAACAGCGGCAACAAACGGCCCAAGACUGUGGCGUGCAGGUCUCAUCACGGCAUUGACUUGUAAAUGUUGGGCUUUACAUAUGACAAGACUGUAUAAGCCUUAAAUAUGUUUUGUUCAUUUGGUUUUCUGGCUCAGCUAGAAAAUUGAGAGUUGAAUUGCUUUUCUUUUUUUGGUAUUUUACAUUUUUCUUUGCAAGCAAUUGUUCUAAUGUUUUAUAUAUACAGUACAUACACUUACCAGCCAUUUUAUUAGGUACACCUUACUAGUACCCGGUGUAGUGUUCUGCUGCUGUAGCCCAUCUGCCUCAAGGUUAGACGUGUUGUGCGUUCAAAGAUGCUCUUCUACAGACCUCGGUUGUAACGAGUGGUUAUUUGAGUUACUGUUUACUGACCUCAACAAGGCAUUUGCACCCACAGAACUGCUGUUCAUUGGAUAUUUUCUCUUUUUCGGACCAUUCCCUGUAAACCUAGAGAUGGUUGUGUGUGAAAAUCCCAGUAGAUCAACAGUUUCUGAAAUAGACCAGCUCAUCUGGCACCAACAAUCAUACCACGUUCAAAGUCACUUAAAUCACCUUUCCUCCCCAGUCUGAUGCUCGGUUUGAACUGCAGCAGAUCAUCUUGACCAUGUCUACAUGCCUAAUUGCUAAUGUGAUUGGCUGAUUAGAAUUUUGCGUUAAUGAGCAGUUGGACAGGUGUACCUAAUAAAGUGGCCGGUGAGUGUAUAUUUGUUUGUUUCUUUCUAAAAGUGUUUUUAACUACACUAUCAUUUAAAAGUUUGGAGUUGAGUUGACUUUUUUUUACAAACCAGAGUAACAUUGUAAAAUAUUACAUUAAGAGUUUUAAGUGUCCCUAUUAUGAUGUUUUCAAGUUUUUUUAGACCUCCUAUUAUAGGUUUACAGGCAAGAUGAAAAAAAAAAUUAAAAAUGUCCUUCUCACACAUAUACACUGUCAGAAUUAAAGGUACAAAUCUGUGACAGGCUGUACCUAAAAGGUGCAUAUUGGUAUUAUGCUAAAAAAGUUAACCUUUUGAAAAGGUAUUGCCUUAGUGACAACUUUUUUACCUUUUUUUCUGAGUACAAUACCUGACAAAAGUCUUGUCGCCUAUCCAAGUUUUAGGAAAAACAAAUAACUUGACUUAUAGUUGAUCAUUUGGUAUCAAGUGGCUUCCAGAGUUCAUCAAGAUUCAUUGGAUUCAUCAUUAAUACCUUCUCCUUCAUCUUACAAUAGUGUUCAUGUCCGGUGACUGGACUGGCCAAUCCUGGAGCACCUUGGCCUUCUUUGCUUUCAGGAACUUUGAUGUGGAGGCUGAACUAUGAGAAGGAGCGCUAUCCUGCUGAAGAACUUGCCCACUCCUGUGGUUUGUAAUGUAAAGGGCAUCACAAAUGUCUCAGGCUGUUGUUGUUGCCAUCCACUCUGCAGAUCUCUUGCACGCCCCCAUACUGAAUGUAACCCCGAACCGUGAUUUUUCCUUCACCAAACUUGACUGAUUUCUAUGAGAAUCUUGGGUCCAUGCGGGUUCCAGUAGGUCUUCUGCAGUAUUUGUGAUGAUUGGGAUGCAGUUCAACAGAUGAUCCAUCUGAAAAAUCCACCUUCAACAAAUGAUCAAGUCAAGUUAUUAUUUGUUGCUCUUACAACUGGGAUUGACGACAAGAUUUUUGUCAGGUACUGUUUACUCGGUAGGAUGGGCAGUGUCUUUUGAUUAGACUACUGUUUACAGUGUGUGAUAAAACCUGCAUUAUGAAUUGUAAAGUUCUCAUCUGAAGACUCCCAUCUUUUUUUUUUAAUGGUUGCGAUUUUAAUGAAUUAAAAUGAGGUCCAGCAUAUGACCUCAUCACCACCUGCUUUUGGUUGUGUAUUGGCAUAUUGGUAUAAACCCAUAAAAAUAUGGUACCGUAAAUAAAAAAAAUAAUAAUAGAUUAUGGUUUUCUUUCAUUGGACAAUGAAACUGGAACACCUAAUUAUAGACCACAAUAUUUCAUUAGUAUGGCAUAGGGCCUCCUUUUGCACCCAAUACAGCAUCAUUUAGUCUUGGAAAUAACAAGUCCUGCACAGUGGCCAGUGGGAUUUUGAGCCAUUCUUUUUGCAGAAUAUUGGCCAGGUCUCUAUGUGAUGCUGGUGGAGGAAAGUGUUUCCUGACUCGCUCCUCCAAAACACCCCAACAUGGCUGAAUAAUAUUUAGCUCUGGUGACUGUGCAGGCCAUGGGAGAUGGGAGACUUGACUUUCAUGUUCCUCAAACCAUUCUGUCACCAGUCUUGCUGUGUGUAUUGAUGCAUUAUCAUCCUGAUACACACCGCCUUGAGGAUACAACGUUUGCAACAUUGGGUGCACAUGGUCCUCCAGAAUGGUUCGGUAGUCCUUGGCAGUGAUGUGCUCAUCUAGCACAAGUAUUGGGCCUAGGGAAUGCCAUGAUAUUGCAGCCCAAACCAUUACUGAUCCACCCCCAUGCUUCACUCUGGGCAUCAGCAGACUGGGGGUUUCUCCACACCAUAACUCUCCUGGAUGUGGGAAAGACAGUGAAGGUGGACUCAUCAUAGAACAAUACAUGUUUCAAAUUGUUCACAGCCCAAGAAUUUCGCUGCUGGCACCAUUGAAACUGACAUUUGGCAUUGGUAUGAUUGACCAAAGGCUUGGCUAUAGCAGCCUGGCCAAGUAUAUUGAGGCUGUGGAGCUCCUGUCUAACAAUUUUGGUGGAAACGAGAGUGGAGGUGCAGUUUAAUUCUGCAGUGAGUUAGGCAGCUGUGGUUUUUGUUUUUUGGAUACAAUCUGGGUUAGCACCCGGACAUCCUUUACAGUUGUAAGAUGUGUUUUUUCUUCUUGGAGGUUUGCUGACAUUACCAUGAAUUCUGUGGCACUUAAUACAUCACAAAGACUUGCUGUCUUGGUCACCAGUGUUGGGGAAAGUUACUUCUGAAAGUAAUGCAUUACAAUACAUAAUACGUUAUGUAACUUUUGAGUUACUUUUGCAUUACUUUUUCUGUUAGCUUUUUUGUGCUUUUGUUUUAUUUAAAAGUAAAAUCAAUGUCCAUUCAGAUAAUCCUCUUUUCUUUUUCUUCCAUGUAUUUACAAUAAUGAGAAUAUUUCUAGCACAGAAAUGUAAGGCUCUGCCAUCUUCCUGUCUGCCUGUUCCUGCAUUCUCUCAUUGAGUGUGGGAUUCAACAUGACUACGUUCAUUUUAACUAAGCAAUGUAUUUUUUUAAAGUAUCUCAAAUAUUAUUGCUUAUAUUUUGAAAAGCAAUGCGUUACUUUACUCGUCACAUAGAACAGUAAUAUUAUAAGGUAACUCGUGUUACUUGUAAUGUGUUACCCCCAACACUGUUGGUCACGGAUGCACCAGCGAGACGACCACCAACAAUUUGUCCUCUUUUGAGCUCUAUUGUGUCACAAAUAAUGUUGUGUGCAUACUAUUCUAAUUAAAUGUGCAAUCAAUGAAGAUUGGCCAACAGGCUGUACAAAUUUAGCCAUGAAACCUCCAACACUAAAUUUGCACUAAAAUUUAGUUCACUUAACACUAGUUCACUAAAACACUUUCAUUGUCCAACCCCUGUAGACCUGUUACUGAUAUGAAAUUGGAAUUGGCAAUUUCUUUUUGGAGAUAACUUUGUUUCAUUUUCACAAACAGCUACGCUAUUACAUAUGAAAUAACCAAACUAGUGUCAUACAGGCACUUUUGAAAUAUUUAAAAAUAUAUUGCAUUCAGAUAUACAGAUUUGCUGCUUUUUAUUUUGUAACAUAAAUAUAUAGUCAUCAAUAUCAUUGAUUAUUAUCAACACAGAAAAUUGUUGUGCUGCUCAAUAAUUUUGUUUACAUAUAUAUAUAUUCAUUUGUAAGUCGCUUUGGAUAAAAGCGUCUGCUAAAUGACUAAAUGUAAAUGUAAAUGUAUUUUGUUCUUUCAGAAUCGUACAGAAAAAGGAAAAAAGCAUUUAUUAUUAAAAUAUUUUUGCAACCAUGUAAAGCUUCCACAUUUUGAUUAAUUUGGCCGUGCUCAAUAAAGUAAUAAAUAAAUAAUAAAUUAAUUAAUUAAAUAAAUAAUAAAUCUCACAGACCCCAAACUUUUGAAAGAGAGUGUUGUACAUCUGAUAUCAGUUUGGAAUAUUUUAAUAGUCAUCAUAUCUGCUUUACUAAUGAUUACAGAUAAUUCUGUUUGAUAAAUAACUCAAACUUACAAAGCCUGGUUUUAUGUUUUGCCAAUACCACACAUAUAUACAGAAUAAAAACAAAAUGUCUGAACUUGUACCCAUGUGACAUCUGUAUGUAGAUGUGUGUAGCAUUAAGCGCUUUCUUAGUAAAGUACACAGUCUUUUUUUAUCUUGUGUGUAAACGAAGCCAUGCUGUUUGUACACUGACACAAAGUCUGUCCUUAUCACUGCAUGAGACUUUUCACAGCUGUUGUGCACUUCAAAGAAUCUACUCAAGGCUGAUUCUGACAACUGGGAUGUUUUUCACCUGGACUUUAACAUUUCUUUAAAUCAUAAUUACUUUCAUCUCUCAAAAAUCAUUAACAGCAUGUUAAUAAAAUAUUAAACCUGAAUGUUGCGAUGCUGUAUAUACUGACUGACAGAGAUGGAUUAAAGGGACACUCCACUUUUAUUUUUUGUUUUUUCCAAGUCACAUAGAGUUACACAAUUCACCUUUUACAAUCGAUCUCUGGGUCUGGCAGGAGCACUUUUAGCUUAGCUUAGCAUAAAUAAUUGAAUUGGAUUAGACCAUUAGCAUCUCGUUUCCAAAAAAAAAAAAAAAAAACGAUUCAAAGCUUGAAUCUUGACUUCUGUAGUUACAUUGUGUGCUAAGACCGACAGUAAAAUGAAAAGUUGAUAUUUACUAGGUCGAUAUAGCAAGGAACUAUACUCAUUCUGGCGUAAUGAUCAAGGAACUCUGAGGCACAAUGAUAUUAUGCAGCUAAGUAACAAAUAUCUGCACCUGCUGCAAAGAAAAUAGCAACUUUUCAUUUGCCGUCAAACUUCGUACAGGAUGUACUGUAACGUGUCAAGCUUUAAACAGAGAAUUUAUCAAAACCAACCAAAAAAUUUCAAAUCCUUGAGCAAGAUUCACUCAAAAAAGACUUUUGCUGCUUUUCCAAACUACUUACUUAAAAUGAGUUGAAACAACACCAUUCUUGUUUUAUGUUCAAUCCCCUUAAAUUUGUAAAAACAAUUAAAUUAACUUAAAGACACAAAGAUUGGCUGAAUGGAUUCAAAAAUGGUAAAAACCCAAUUGUUUAACUAUAGGGCAGCUGUAAAAUGAGCCUAUUUAAAAAAACCACAGGUGUCAAACUCUCCAGCUCUGCACAGUUUAGUUCCAACUGUAAUUAACAACACUUAAUCAAACUAAUUAAGUUAUGUUUGAAACCUACAGGUAAGUGUGUUGAAGCAGGGUUGGAACUAAACUGUGCAGGGCUGCAGCCCUCCAGUUUGACACCCCUAGUUUAAACCAUCUAAAGUCUUUAUCCCGUUAUAUGUUUAUACUAGGACAUUUAACCAGCCAAAAAUAAUAAUCUUCUUAAUAAAGGAAACAUUUCAAAACCCUGAGGAGAUUCACAUUUGACAGUUCGUAAAUCAUCGUAAACAUGAAUAUUUUAGGAGUGCUUUGUGUGAAAGGCGACCUGAGGGCCAGACUGAAGUUUUCCUAUUGUGAGUUUUUGUCACUGGAUUCUUGUGAAGUGUAUGCAUUAAA
Molecule: messenger RNA, 7579 nt
Organism: Danio aesculapii
Lineage: Eukaryota; Metazoa; Chordata; Actinopteri; Cypriniformes; Danionidae
Gene: cckar
Product: cholecystokinin A receptor
Exons: 5
Coding region: 339-1679 (446 amino acids)
Biological process (GO): neuropeptide signaling pathway
Cellular component (GO): membrane
Molecular function (GO): neuropeptide receptor activity; gastrin receptor activity
Source: RefSeq, a predicted model, not a curated record